Petromyzon marinus (sea lamprey) is the source of this 3615-nucleotide messenger RNA. The record is from RefSeq and is a predicted model, not a curated record. NCBI's taxonomy places the organism in Eukaryota, Metazoa, Chordata, Hyperoartia, Petromyzontiformes, Petromyzontidae.
GAGGUGGCGGAAGGGGGGUUAUUAAUGCCGGUGAAACCCUUGCCAGCCUCCAGUUUACUUGAUCACCACUGCCCUCCAGGACUGAAGCGGAUAUACUUUCGAGAUCUCGAUGUUGGCAAAGUUAGCCAUGACCGCUAUGUCAAGGGGCGGAUUUGCAAGAGGUUUCCGCUGAUCACAGGGAAUACUAAACUAAUCAAAAUGGUCUUGGAGGAAGAUGAUGCCGGACCUUCAACAGCUGAUGGAAAAGCCAUGAAUGUGUUCAUCUUUGGAAGUCUGGCCCUUGAGAGUGACAAAGCUUUGAAUGAUGGGGACGUGGUGGCCCUGUCGGAGUUCUUAGUGGACAAGUCGCCACACGCAAAAAAAGAUGGGCGACACCGUCUGCAGCUGGAGCUCAGCAAUGACGACUGCUCCUGCAUCUGGACAUCUCCACCCACGUCUUCCACAACACUUACGAAUAAUGCAGACAUUUUGAGUCCGCCGACCAAAAGGAAAACCAAGAAUUCGGAUGUAAGCUACACAUACGUCACCAUCGAUAAGAUUCGAGAGGGCAUGGUAGUGAAUGUCUAUGGUGCUGUCAAGUUCUUCAGGCCUCCGACAUUCACAAACGGCACAGAUCACUUCAUGAUACUGUCGCUGGUGGACCAGAGCGAGCCGGAGCAUGGGCUCCGGUGCAUGAUAUUUGGCCAUCCUGAGCAGCUGCCACAGGUCACACGUGUCGGAGACAUCGUGAGGAUGCACAGGCUCAAGGUCCAGCUAUACCAAGGGGUGCUGCAGGGCAGCAGCAGCCCCGGGUUCUCGACGCUCGUGUUUAGCGGUCAAAUGGGCGCUUCAAUUGAACCGUCCUCCACCACUACAAACUACCACCUCAACCCAGCCGUGGACCACAAAAUCCUGCUGGCGCUCCGUCAGUGGGCGUCCGAGCGCUUUGUGUCACCCUCCUACGGUGUCCGCCUCUUUGAAGUCAAGCCACCCCAGUUCCUGGAUAUUCGGUGUCAACUCGUGGCCAAGGCCGUGGUCGACCACAGGACGACCAUUCUCAAGGUAUGGGAUGGAACGCAAUGCCCUUACCCCGUGCACUGCUUUCCUAUCGACUAUUCUAUCCUGGUGUCAAGGUCGGACUUACUUCAGCGGUCAAGAGGACUGGUCGUGGAUAUUGCCGCCUAUGAUAACCAUGCGAAAACUACAAGGGACCUGCAGCUGGGGUCGUUCCUGGAGAUUUUAAACCUGCACACCUACCUACGGAAGUCAAGGAACAAGUCUGAUACGACCCAGGGCGAGCUGGAGUUCGUUCUACACGGGGGCGGUACCGCCUUCGGCCGUGCCAUCAUCACGCUCCCCAAAGACAGCCCAGAGCUCCUCUCGCUGCAUCGGGCUCUGGAAAAGGUGGCAGAGAAAGCUGCAGAUGCCUUGGUCACAGAUGCUCUGCUAGCAGCAGCAGACGACACGGAUGAAACAACAGAAGAGUGGCAGGGCGAGGCAGUGGAAGGCUUAGUGGGUACACGGGAGGAGCUCAGCGAUGACGACACGGAACCUCGCUGCCUGCAACGUUCGGCCACCGUUCUGACGGCCCACCAUCACAUAAAGGCCGUUGCCCUGAGCACGGUGUUGGCUGCCCCGGUCCCGAAUAAACAUCGCGCCCGCGCCAGGCUCAUCAGCUACCGUCCAGAGUCGCUCUUGCGCAGCAUCAGGCUGCACUGCCCGCGGUGCAACGCCCUCCGGGACAUUCCGAGCCAGGAGGUCAUCUCGUCGGUGCUCAAAGGCCUUGCCACGUGGCCGGAUAACCCGGUGGUGCAGAGGAGUGAGGAGCACGAGUCCAGCUUGUGGAACCACUGCUCCGAGGAGGACGCGGCUGCCUUGGAAGAUGGCUGGACCUGCCGAGAAAGACCCGUCUUCCGCUACGUGCCGUGUGGUGGAAGAACGGGCACUAAGCAGGCAUCUGCUUUGCUCGUGGAAGGCUUUGCAGGCACGGCCGUAACGGAACUGCAAAACCUUUCCGAAGACGUUGGGUGCGUCAUCCCCGUGACGCCGCGGGAUGACGUUCUCACUAUGUGCGAUGACCCAGUUCCUUUUGUCAUCAAAAAGAGUCGGAGUUACUUCAGAUGUCUGGAUUGCAGUCAGCCAAGAGCCGGAAGUCUUUGCGGCUUGGAGAAGUUGAAAUCCUUUGACGUGAACAAGAUCGCUGGAGCUUUGGGAAUACAACCCAUGCGAUAUAUCUUCACUCUGAGAUUCCACCUGCGCGACUCCACGGGCGACAUCGUAGCCUCGCUCGCUGCAGACGAGGCCGAGAUAUUUUUCUGCGGUCUACAAGCAGAGGAGGUGCUUGUGGACCAAGAUUUGCAGCAUCGUCUGGUGGACAUUUUGCACCGGCUGUGUCCUUACGAUGAUAACGCAGAAAACCACCCGUGGCUCGAGUGCUGCCUGAAGUCAUUUUACAGCGGCAACCUGAAAUCCCAGCGGAGAGUGCACUAUCGCAUCUUCAGCUCGACGCUGGGCACAGAUGAGUGACAAAAAUCUCUGCAGAGGCGAUGUUGCGUUGAGGAUAACCCAGCGCUGUGCAUUCCCCCCAACCCACCCCAUUCCCGUGUCUUUCACCUGAUAUUAAAUGGGUCCUGCAAAAGAGCUGGCUGAAGGUGGAGUAUGGUGGGAUCUGAUCGAGACCGGAGUAAAAUGUGUCCCGACUUGUUCUUACUUUCCUGCUCCACGGUGGAUAAUGUAAAUUGUAUAUCGUUUAUACCAAGGGCUUUUGGUACAAUGAAUCAAGUUGCCAGGUCGUCCAUGCAAACAUUGGUUUGUGAAUGGUUAUAUGAAGCAAUCUGAAGUAUUCACUUUGGAAACUUUGGGAAUACAACACUUUUUUUCACCAGGAUAUGGACUGCAAUUUUCCAAAUGUGGUAGUUGUCAUUAACACAGGCACGCCUCACGUAAACGGCAAGAUGCGUUUCGCGAACAUUGCUCGGCAUGCUAAAAUCUGUGAAUGGAUCUGUCGUAUUCCCAUUGACUCACUCCUCUCAUGCUACAAGCCAAGUUACGAUUCGGCCCCAUCAUCUUCCACUCUUGAACAACUUUUUUUAAAAUUAUAUACAAAUGACUAUAAUUUUUUAACAAAGAACAUUAAAUUUAACACCACACAUGAAGAACCACAGUGCAAGGGCCCCCGAUAGCCUGAACAGACUGUUUGGGGCAAGUGCUGUGAGCCGAGUAGCAGCUAUCAAGGCUAGUACUGCACACAUGAGGGGUGGGUGGACAGCACCACGCAUGGCCGCCUUUGUCUCACUCGUGGUGAUGUUUACACACCGCAGCACAGCUGAUAAACAGCUGCGCCUGCGGUGCAUCCCCUGGUGCCACGGGACGCAUUUAUUCAUCGGUCUUCCCGAGAUAAGCGAAUAUUUUGAUAGCUUUUCGAACAAAUAGGUAGAAAUUCAAAUUGCUCGUGAAAUCGAAUUCUCAGAAAAAGAACGCCCGUUAAGCGAGACACGCCUGUAACAAUGUAUUUACAAUAGGUUUUACACUUGUCAAUGUUGUCUAAGAUUUUUUUUUUAAUGUUUACAGAAUGACAGACUUUUGCUGCCCUCUCCUGGUAUCUGUUGAGCCAAUAAUAAAAAAACCCGUCAUGAG